This is a messenger RNA of Chelonus insularis, 2049 nucleotides long. Its product is annotated as fatty-acid amide hydrolase 2. The transcript has 8 exons. Gene Ontology annotation, cellular component: endomembrane system. Bases 201 to 1823 code for a protein of 540 amino acids. Lineage: Eukaryota; Metazoa; Arthropoda; Insecta; Hymenoptera; Braconidae. The record is from RefSeq and is a predicted model, not a curated record.
GUUCCUUCAUGAGCAUCACAAGAGCAUCCAGUAAUCCAGUUGUACCGGUGAAAGGAGUUGAUGAUAUUUAUGGGAGUAUUUUCUAAUUUUUUAAUAACAAUAAAUUGUCAAGACAGAAUAGAAUACAUUCAAGUUGAACAACACCUGUGUCUUCAUUGAAUAUUCAAGUGUUUUUAAAAAUAUUUAUCUAAUGUAAGAAAAUGGCCACCAAAACAACUAACAACAGCACCAAAGUUGUAGGAAAAAUACUGUCUGUCGUUCACAAACUAAUUGAAUAUUUUGGACGAUGGUUUUACCUUCUGACAACUUAUUACACAGGCCGUCCAGAGCCUCUACCUCCAGCAGACAACCCGAUUAUUCUAAUGAAGAGUUUAACUGCUCUAUCCAUUAUGAUACGACUGAAAAAAUUGAGCUCAGAGUCUGUAGUGAAAGCUUACAUAGACAGGAUAAGAAAGAUCCAACCAGUAUUAAACUGUCUUGCAGAAGACAGGUUUGAAGAGGCAUUAGAAGAAGCAAGAGAAUAUGAUCGUAUCUUGAAUUCAUCAAAUGCUCCUUCUAUUGAAGAGCUGGAGAAAGAAAAACCAUUCUUCGGAGUACCUUUCACAACAAAGGAUUGUAUUGCUAUUAAAGGUAUGAAACAAACAGCAGGUCUUGUUUUACGAAAAGAUACAAGAGCUGAAGAAGAUGCUGAAGUAAUAAGACUACUAAGAAAAGCCGGAGCUAUUCCAUUGGCUACUACUAAUGUUUCUGAACUGGCUAUGUGGUGGGAAACGAGCAAUUAUUUAUAUGGCACCACAAGGAAUCCCUACAAUACUUGCCACAUUGUUGGAGGUUCAUCAGGAGGUGAAGGAUGCCUACAAGCAGCCGCUGGUGCACCUUUCGGAAUAGGAUCAGAUAUUGGUGGAUCCAUUCGCAUGCCUUGCUUUUUUAAUGGAAUUUUUGGACACAAACCAUCAAAAGGAAUUGUGUCGAAUCAUGGUCAAUAUCCUUGCCCACAUUGUGAAGAACAAUAUAAAUUGCUUGCCAUUGGACCGAUGUGUCGGUAUGCUGGAGAUUUAAAACCUAUCCUUAAAAUAAUUGCCGGAGAGAAUGCUUCGAAAUUGAAUUUAGAUGAAAAAGUUGAUAUCUCUAAACUCAAGUUUUAUUACAUGGAAGAUGACGGAGGCCAAUAUUUGGUUUCACCAGUAUCAAAAGAUAUCAAAGAAGCGAUGAAUAAAGUUAUAUGGUAUCUUACAUGGAAUCAUAAAGUUAAAGUUGAAAAAGUACAAAUAAAAAAGAUGAAAAAAAGUCUUGCAUUGUGGCUUGCUAAUAUGACUUCACCGGAGGGUAAAGAUUUUGCUUAUGAGUUGUCUAACCGGAAGAAAAGAAUAAAUAUUUUUUGGGAGUUUAUUAAAUGGGCGACAGGAACUGGUGAACACACACUUAUUGCUUUAAUUACAGCAGCUUUCGAAGCAUUCGGAAUUAAAUAUAACAGUGAAGAAAGAUCCAAACUGCUUCAAGAAACUCGAGAUCUCAAUGAAGAGUUUCGAGACAUGUUGGGUAAAAAUGGAGUCUUUUUAUAUCCAACCCACCCAACGCCUGCUCCACUUCAUCACGAACCACUUCUGAAGGCGUUCAAUUUUUCUUAUACUGCGAUUAUCAAUUGCCUUGGCUUGCCAGCCACUGCCUGUCCUCUUGGAUUUAGUAAUGGGCUUCCAAUAGGUAUACAAGUUGUUGCUGGUUUAUACCAAGACCAUUUAACACUUGCAGUUGCUGAAGAAUUGGAACGAGAUUUUGGCGGAUGGGUAAUGCCAAAUACAAAAACAGAACAACCCGGAGAAUGAAAAAAAUUACAAUACUUUUAAAUUUUGAUUGAUUCAAAAUUUGCCUUUAUUUUUAUGAUAUAUUUAUCUUGGAUAUUUGCAUUGCAUUGUUUAAUGCAAAUGGUUUUUAAUGUAUUAUUUUUUCUAUUUAUCUUAAAUACUCCUUUAUACUGAAAUUAAGAGUAAAAUAUAUUUAAGACAGAAAAAUAUAUAUAUAUAUAUAUCUAUAUAUGUGAUGUUGGAAACU